UCAUGGCCUCCGGCAACGCGCACAUCGGAAAGCCCGCCCCCAGUUUCCAAGCAACUGCUGUGGUGGAUGGUGCCUUCAAGGAGGUGAAGCUUUCGGACUACAAAGGGAAGUACGUGGUGCUGUUUUUCUAUCCGCUGGACUUCACCUUUGUGUGCCCUACGGAGAUCAUUGCUUUUAGUGAGCAUGCUGAAGACUUCCGCAAACUGGGCUGCGAGGUGCUGGGGGUCUCUGUGGAUUCUCAAUUCACCCACCUGGCAUGGAUUAACACUCCACGGAAGGAAGGAGGCUUGGGCCCUCUGAACAUCCCCCUGCUGGCUGAUGUGACUAGAAGCUUGUCCCUUGAUUAUGGCGUGCUGAAGGAAGAUGAGGGCAUUGCUUACAGGGGCCUCUUUAUCAUUGAUGGCAAGGGAGUCCUUCGUCAGAUCACAGUCAAUGACUUGCCUGUGGGGCGCUCCGUGGAUGAGGCUCUGCGGCUGGUCCAGGCUUUCCAGUACACGGAUGAGCACGGUGAAGUAUGUCCCGCUGGCUGGAAGCCAGGCAGCGACACAAUCAAGCCCAAUGUGGACGACAGCAAGGAAUACUUCUCCAAACACAACUAG
This is a messenger RNA of Chrysochloris asiatica (Cape golden mole), 599 nucleotides long. It is a transcript of the gene PRDX2, whose product is annotated as peroxiredoxin 2. The record is from RefSeq and is a predicted model, not a curated record. Gene Ontology annotation, molecular function: thioredoxin peroxidase activity. Bases 3 to 599 code for a protein of 198 amino acids. Gene Ontology annotation, cellular component: cytosol. The transcript is spliced from 5 exons. Gene Ontology annotation, biological process: response to oxidative stress; leukocyte activation; removal of superoxide radicals. Lineage: Eukaryota; Metazoa; Chordata; Mammalia; Afrosoricida; Chrysochloridae.